CGCUAAUCACCGCUAUGCACGUGACGAGAGGACCUCAUGUUUAUCGGCGGUCAACUCAGCCUCAACCUUCAAUAGGUAUCUCUUGUUCAGCCUUCAUCAACUUUGCUCCCUUCUUCAUAUACACCAAUAAAGCCCUUUUCUCACAAAGUCCACAAUCUUAACAGAAACCCAUCAUGGAAGCAGCGGGGUUUGCAAUUACCGUUGCGAGUGUAGCUUCUAUCCUACAGACCUGCCUCGAAGCCUACCGAGGCCUCAACACAGCCUUGGCAAUGGGAGACACGGCCAGUGCGAUUAAUUUGCGGUUUAGAGUCGAGGAGAUGAGGCUGCGUCUUUGGGGGAUGAGUCGUGGCAUCUACUUUGGCCUAGACAACGGCAGCGAGGACCCGGACAUUAUUAUCCCCGGGGCCUUGGCUUCUCGAAAGCGUCACGGGUCACCUCCAGCUGCUGCGCGGGACAACGAUGUCCUCCACAUCCCGCAGAUGGCAAAGCUAGCGGUUGACAUUCUAGGGAGGAUAUUUCAAGUCCUAGAGAAUUAUAGCCAGGUUAUGGAGAAACAAGGCAUCCCGAAGCCGGUAGUCUCAACAGAGGUCGACGAAGGUCGGUCACUCGCCUCGCUUUUCUCGCCUGGCCGGAUCGAAGCAGCUAAGGCGGCCCAAGGAGAGGAAGCCAAAAGUGUGUCUAAGAAGACGCCUUUCGGCGCAAAGAUUCGCUGGGCAGUGAGAGACAAGCAAGUUCUAACCGAUUUACUUGAUGAACUUACUACGCUGAAUGACGGAUUGCAAAAUUUACUCCCCAGAGAAGAUGCCGUACUUCUCUGUAGAGGGUUGGCGGCCGAAGCAAUUAACGAAGAAUCAACUGACCUUACAGAUAUCACAAUCGAGUCGUUCGGAGGUAUGGGUCGCAAAGCCGCCGCGGCGCUUGAGAUCCGCCAAGAAAACUUGACUAAUCUUUCAGAAAAAGCUUCGCCAUUCUCUACCAAACCUCUCAACGAAGAUUGCGAGCCUUCUUACCUGAUUCCCAUAUCCUGCUUCCCGGACUUCACCGAGCCUCGCCUCAAGUACCGACAGACUAUCGAAGGUCAAUUUGGGAACGAGGCAUUAGAAGUGCCGCUUGUCCGAACCUACCAGACUUUUGUCCCACUUCCACCUACAGCGGGGAGCAACUCGGCAAAAGUUAACAAAUUCCAGCGACCAGAAGUCGUCUUGGUAGAGUGGAGAUCACAAGAAGCAGAGUCAAAGUACUCAACUAUCUCUGCCGAAGCGCUUGCGAGACGUCGCGACCAUCUCGUCUCACUCUUGCAUAGGACGGCUACCUCAGACGAUGAGUAUCGAGUUCUCAACUGCCUCGGCUACUGCCUUACAUCUGGUCGACUUCCUGAUGGAGAAACACAUCCCAUCGUAGGAUUUGUCUAUAGACUUCCUGAUGGUGCAGCGAACCAUGUGGAACCGAUCAGUCUGAGGGCAAUAUUGGGAGAGGCAUUUGCAGCUACCGACCCUCACAUUCCUAAUUUGGACGACCGGUAUCAGCUAGCCUGGAGCCUUGCCGUGUCUCUGUAUCAACUUCAGUGUGCCGGGUGGAUUCACCGAAAGAUAUCAAGCCACAACGUUCUCUUUUUCAAAGAUAAAGCCAGAGGCCAGAUCGACAUAAACCAACCGUACGUCUGCGGAUGGCAAUAUGCGCGGCCAGACUCCUAUAUACCGGGAUAUAAGCCAAGUAUCUAUGAGUCGGAAUCGAGGAAGGUCGGUAGUCUGGGUGAUCUCGACAUGUACGCUCACCCGAGAAGGCUAGAUUACGUGAAAGGGAUCCCACGCUUUAGAAAAAGUUUCGACAUAUACAGCCUCGGCAUCAUACUAAUAGAGAUUGCGUUUUGGGAACCCAUAGUGGCUUUCGCCGAUGUGGAGAAACGAACGCUGAUGGAGAGGUUUUAUCACCCUGUGGAGCCGACCACCGUAUGGGCGUCGAAAAUUCGGGCGGCUGCGGAGAAGGAGAUAGGACCAGAGAUGGGUUUGGCCUAUCGGGAUGCUGUUCUGGCUUGUCUCGGAGGCUUGAAGAUGGCUAGCCUUGACGACAUACUAGCAGUAGAGGAUAUCGACAUGAAGAACAUCGAGUUGGGCAUAGAAAGAGAAUUCUUCUGGAGAGUUGUUCAUUCCUUACGGCUGAGAUAAUAAAGCAGCACUCACUAGUAUCGCUGGAUGCGCUGUGGGCACGUAGGUAUAGCAAUGUAGGCGUCUACGUUUUACGCAACAGGGCCACGAUCAUAUAGGUAAAAAUGCAAUCAACAAGUCCGUCUCGACUCUCGCGUCAUCCGUUCGUUGCCAACCCGUGCAGACAAUAUUUAACAUCCCACCACCGGUCUUUGAACUCCACCGCCGCAUAAGAGGGUGUCUGCCGCUUCAGGGGCAACUCUAUCGUCAUCCAAGCAUCGGAUUGAUCCACGCAAAUGAUCCCAACAACAGCCGGAGCCGCGGUCUCGGGGGCCUGUCUAAAGGUCAUUGUCCGUUUCAACGGUAGCUACCGCCGGCU
Molecule: messenger RNA, 2523 nt
Organism: Durotheca rogersii
Lineage: Eukaryota; Fungi; Ascomycota; Sordariomycetes; Xylariales; Xylariaceae
Product: prion-inhibition and propagation-domain-containing protein
Exons: 1
Coding region: 174-2165 (663 amino acids)
Source: RefSeq, a predicted model, not a curated record